ACCUUCAUAGUUCCGCCAACGCCAUGUACCGUUUCGCAGUUUUGGUCUUGGCCCUUGUCGCCACCGCUUACGGUGCCAGUAUCGCCGACCGUAUCGUCGGCGGCACGAACGCCGCAGACGGAGCAUAUCCUUACCAAGUUUCGUUGAGGAUAAGCAACAGCCACUUCUGUGGCGGAUCCAUCAUCAACCAGCGAUGGAUCCUGACCGCGGCUCACUGCAUAACUUCUUACCAAUCAAACCCGUCGAGGAUCCAAGUUGUCGUCGGAACUAACAAGCUCAACGAAGGCGGCGACGUCUACGUAGCCGUUAGAGCGAUACCACACCCGAGGUACAGCUCCCUCUUGAUCCGUAACGACGUAGCACUGAUCGAGGUCGAAGAAGACAUCGUCUACGAUAGCAAAGUCCAGCCGAUUCCAUUACCCACUGAAGACUUCACGAAGACCGAUUACCCGGCAACGCUUACCGGCUGGGGAAGCACCAGUUUCCCAAGCACCGGGGCUCCGAAUGACCUUCAACAAAUCUCCCUGAACAUCAUCAGCCAGGAAGCCUGCUUGGCCAGAAGCAUCCUCACUUCCGCAAGUAACAUCUGCACCCUCACCGUCGCCGGGGAAGGUGCCUGCCACGGAGACUCUGGAGGCCCGCUGGUCUCCGAUGGAAUUCAAGUCGGUAUCGUUUCCUGGGGAACUCCCUGCGCCGUUGGCGAUCCCGAUGUCUUUGCUCGCGUCUGGAGCUUCAUUGACUGGAUAAACGGAUACGUGAACUGAUGAGACUAGUAUUUUAUGGAUGUAUUUAACUUGUCUAAUAAACAAUACG
Messenger RNA from Diprion similis, 813 nucleotides. Its product is annotated as chymotrypsin-1-like. Bases 24 to 764 code for a protein of 246 amino acids. Gene Ontology annotation, molecular function: serine-type endopeptidase activity. The transcript has 5 exons. Gene Ontology annotation, biological process: proteolysis. The record is from RefSeq and is a predicted model, not a curated record. Lineage: Eukaryota; Metazoa; Arthropoda; Insecta; Hymenoptera; Diprionidae.